Molecule: messenger RNA, 1071 nt
Organism: Emiliania huxleyi CCMP1516
Lineage: Eukaryota; Haptophyta; Isochrysidales; Noelaerhabdaceae
Exons: 4
Coding region: 1-1071 (356 amino acids)
Source: RefSeq, a predicted model, not a curated record
AUGGUUCUGCUGACAAGCGGUGGCGCGGUCUGGACAUGGGGUUACAACGAGUCGUCGUGCCUCGGCUGGCCGGCGGCCAUGGUGCACGCGUCCUUGAGGCACGGAUUCCAGAAGCCGCGCUGUCCAGUCGUCCUUCCUCAGGUGUGUGCUUCGUCGUGCGUCCUCAAGCGCCGCCGUGGGGGCGUGGGCGGUAAAAACGCUCCGGUCUGCUCUCAGGCGCUCUGCGUCGCGGCGGGAGCUGCGCACUCUGCGGCGCUUGUCGACGCCGGCGGCGGGCGGGGCGUCCCCUACCUCUGGGGCGACAACUCGUGUGGGCAGUGCGGUGUCGGCGGCGGCGGCUGCCUCCCUCUGCCGAUGCCGCCGCCUGGGUUUGAAGCGGAGAGCGUUUCGCUCGUGCGCUGCGUCGGAGGCACGUCCGUGCUGGUGUGCCAUUCUGGCCGCUGCUAUCUGUUGGGCGGUGGCGCGCGCGUGGAGGCCGCCUCGAGCAGCGAGGAGGAGGGCGACGGCGCCCGUGUGCCGCGGCUCGCGGGAGGGCUGCCUUCGGGGCUCGGUCUGAGGCGUCUCUUGGCGGAGAGGGUCCGUGAUGUGGCGGCUUCCGAAGACCACGCGAUUCUGCUCGACACCUUCGGGCGGGCGCAUGGCUUGGGCUACAACCGCUACGGACAGAGCGCCCCGGGGUGCGGCCGGCUCCGCCUGAGCGCUCCGCGGCUCCUCGGCGCGACGUUUGGUGGGGAGAGGUUGCUGCAGGUGGCCGCUGGCGGCGGCGCGAGCGCCGUGCUGAGCGUCGGAGGCGACAGCUUGCGUGCGCGUUGUGCCGCCGUACUGUUGUCGGCAAUGCGGCCCGAGGAGGACGCCGACGUUGCCGACGUUGCCACCGGCGUUUGCGUCCAGCUCCUUCGGUGGAGUCUCGUGUGCACGGCACCGGGGCUCAGCGCGGUCGCAGCGCAAUGCCUCCUCGUCGCCGGCCAUCAGGGCGAGCAGGUUGCAGCGGAGUGGGCAGCGGCGGGUUUGCCGCCUCCGUUGUUGCUCGAUGCUGUUCGUGCCGUCGAAGCCAUGCGUGACGCGGAGUAG